Nilaparvata lugens (brown planthopper) is the source of this 974-nucleotide messenger RNA. RefSeq lists its product as uncharacterized. Lineage: Eukaryota; Metazoa; Arthropoda; Insecta; Hemiptera; Delphacidae. Bases 54 to 641 code for a protein of 195 amino acids. The record is from RefSeq and is a predicted model, not a curated record. The transcript has 5 exons.
ACAUUUUUAUUUCCACAAGAAAAGAACAAAAUAAACAAACAACUUGUGCAAAUAUGGCAAGCACUUCCAAUGCACGCCCUAAUCCCCCAAAGAGGAGGCGUGAGGAGGAUGGGAACGUUGCCCCUCCUAAGAGAAGGUGCAUUGCACCUCAACAGGCCCCUCUUAGACGAUCUCAGAGGAUAAUACAAAGAAAUGCUGAGAGACUAGAGAGAGAGCAACAACAACAACAGCAGAUACAACAUCAACAACAACAACAACAACAACAACAACAACAACAGCAACAAGAACAUCAACAACAACAGCAACAAGAACAUCAACAACAACAACAACAACAGCAACCGGAACAGGAACCUGAUGUAUUGGAUUUAUAUUUGGAACUAUACUGGGCCAGGAUUGGCAAAGGGCCCUACUGGCCAUGCCAGAUAGUUAGGGACGAAGAUGGGAGAUUUUACAAGACAAAAAUUUGCUCCAACAAUGUCAUGAGGGUACAACUCUAUGUGCGGUGGUUGGGGGACGGGAGGCACUCGUGGGUGGGCCUCUCUUAUUUGGUGCCCUUUGAGAGGGCACCAACCCCCCAACAGACACCCUACAGUAUGCUUAAGAAUUAUGUCAUGACUGUAAGUGUAACAACAUGUUUCUGAGUAAAUAUUACAGUAAUUACAAUACGACAACACUUGAUUAUUACAAUAUCACAAAAUAUUGAUUAUUAAUAUUAUUAGAUACAAUUGAAUAUUGAAUUAUUGAUAAUAUGAGUACAUUCAUUAAGUCGCGAAAAUCCAAAUAAACCUGUCUAUGAAUAAUGGGAUGUUUAUACAGAGUGGUGCAGAGAAAACACAACCAUAUUCUUCAAACUGCCAGUACUGGGUGAUGGGGGGGGGUUAUUAUCCUCAAACAGAUGGCCCAUAUUAUGCCAUUUCAGUUGCUAUGAGCAUUGGGACGUUCAACAUCGUGUGUUCACUGUGAAGCAGUUUUUC